AUCAAAGGACUGAAAUUUUGCUGUAGGCACUCUGCGGUUUCUUUAAAAUCAUUCGCACAUCUAUAAGCGAUAGUGAGAGUUUUUCAUCUCACUGGCCACGACCCCUCACUCCUUGAGUAAAGACAGCCCCUCUCCACUGAAAUCUAAUCAUAACUCUUCAGCCCAGUCACUGCGGGUCAAUAGCAGCUGAUUUAGAGCAGAGUUAAUCUCUACCCUGAUGUCCGGAAGAAGAUAAGUGUCAUUUAGGAGUACCGGAGAUGGGCUGCACGCCAUCUAAAGCCAACAUUGCAUACUCUCAUGAGCAUGUGUGUGGGGAUCUGGACACCUGCUCCACCUUCUUACCGAGUGUUAUAAGCUCCGUAUCCACGCCGGAGAGACCCUCAACCAGACUGCGCGUGGACACCGGAGCCAACGGCAGAGAAACUUUCCUUACCGUUCCUAGUCGGGACUGUUACGGCCGCUUGGCGAAUCAGCAGCCUGAGAGCCCGGACGCAUGGAGCACGAUGAGCACAGCCAGUUUUUUCGCACCGCGGGCCAGCGACUUCGAGGGCAGCGACACACCGGCUGGAAAGCGGUAAAAAAAAAAAAGAACGUCGCGCUUCAGUGAACCUAAUUAACGGUAGUUCGGUAUUGGCAUAAAGUUGGCUUGACGUUGGAUGUUCGUUAUUCGCAGAUAUUUAGGGACCGUCUCUAAAGUUACAUACGACAAUCAGUGUGUUUACAUGGACAACAAUAAUCCACUCUUAGCCCGAUUAAGACCAUACUUUGAUUAAGAAACUACCAUAUUAACAGCAAUUUUUAAUGACCUUAAUCUAAUUAAGGUCAUACUCAGAGUAAGCAAUAAUCGAAUUAAGACAGGUGGAGUACUCCUGUUUUAGUCGCAUUAUGGACGUGUAUUACAGACAUGUAAACACCUUAAUCACAUUAUGAACGUCGUGUGAGAGUUUCCACCGCAUUUUGCGACAGGACACGAUCACACACGGCAGUUUUACGUUUUACGGCGAACAAGAGAGUUCAGCUGCGUCCCAAACCGCAUACUUUUUUUCAUACUUUUUAGAUUUUUUAAAUUUAUUAAAAUAAGCUAUUAAAUCAUAUGUAAAUUAGAUAUGCAUUUCACUACAGAAUGGGCUCAUACACAAAAUAUACCAUAAUUUAAAGCUCAAUAGCAUUUGAAGGGAAUUAUGUACAGUCAUGAAGCCAACUGUAAAAUGUUUGACUAGGUGUCAGGUAUGAGGCACACCUUUUAAAUUUUUGAUAUUUAACCCUACAAUCAUUGUCAUUGUGUGACUGUAAGUCAUUCCCUUCAAAUGCUAUUGAGCUUUAAAUUUUGGUAUAUUUUGUGUAUAAUGGUAUAUUUUGUGUACUACAUUCUGUGGUGAAAUUCACAUCAAAUUUACAUAUGAUUUUAUAGCUUAUUUUAAUAAAUAUCAAAAAUCUUUUUGCAAAAAGUUGUGCGUCAUACCUAACACCUAGUUGAACAUUUUACAGUUGGUUGUGUGACUGUAAGUCAUUCCCUUCAAAUGCUAUUUAAGUUAGAAACGUGUAUAACAAUGUCGUAUGUAACUUUAGAGACGGUCCCUUAAUUUCCGCAUAUCAGCGAAUAUCGACCGUCCAACGUCAAACCAACUUUAUACCAGUCAGUUCGGUAGCGUUGUCAGGGAGACGCUUUCAGCUACUGAUCUACUCUAUCAGCACAGCAGCUAGUUAUCACAGGCUUUCCCCGUGUGAUUGAACUUGAUCCUGUAUUUGGACAUUUUAAUAAGAACUUAUCAUUACUUCGCCGUAUAGGCCUACAUUCAUUAUAGUUUAACGAGGAUGUCGAAUUUAAGAGGCGGGAAAAAAACAAGAGAAAUUUGGUAGCGCCACCGCUUGACUCUCCAAUUCUCGCGGUGUUUGGACACUGAAUUCUCGCGAGGGGCUGCGGAUUCCGAAAGCGAAGAGGAGAAAUGGAGAGAUGAGGGCUGAAAAGGAACCGACGACGGGAAGCAGAGAAAGAGGCGUCGUCGAGAUACAGCUGAGGGACGCUCAGAGGGAGCAGGACAGCACUACGGCCAAUUCAAAGCACAAAGAGGAGAAAAAGGAAAUCUUCACCAAGGUUGUGAUUCGACGUCUUCCACCCAGCUUGUCAAAAGACCAGCUUGAGGAGCAACUCAGUCCACUGCCUUCUUAUGACUAUUUUGAGUUCUUUCCUGCUGAUCAAAGCCUGUAUCCACAUCUUUUCUCCAGAGCAUACAUCAACUUUAAAAACCCAGAAGAUAUUGUUCUCUUCAGAGAUCGUUUUGAUGGUUAUGUUUUUAUUGAUAAUAAAGGUCAAGAAUAUCCAGCCAUUGUAGAAUUUGCACCUUUUCAGAAAGUUUCCAAGAAGAAGCUCAAGAAAAAAGAUGCCAAAGCAGGAAGCAUUGAAGAAGAUCCAGAAUACAAACGAUUUCUGGAGAACUACUCUUGUGAUGAGGAGAAGUCAAUGGCCAAUCCAGAAACACUGUUGGGAGAAAUUGAGGCUAAAACAAGAGAGCUCAUAGCUAAAAGGACAACACCACUUCUGGAAUACAUUAAGAACAAGAAGUUGGAGAAGCAGAGAAUUCGGGAGGAAAAAAGGGAGGAGAGAAGACGCAGAGAACUGGAGAAGAAACGGCAAAGGGAAGAGGAGAAAAGGAAACGCAGAGAAGAGGAGAGGCGAAAACGCAAAGAGGCAGAGAAGCAGAAGAAACUCUCUGAAAAGGAUAUAAAAAUUAAGCUUUUGAAGAAAUGUGACAGGGAUGAUGAGGUGGAAUCAGACAGACUGAAAGACAAAGGAGACAGUGGAGAGACAGAGAGGAACAAGUGGGAGAAAUCUGCAGGUCACACCAAGACAAAGGAACCUAAAGAGAAUCGAAUUCAGAUGGAGAGUGAUAAGGAGCAGCGGGAUGGCCACAGCCGCCGGCAGAGAGAAAAAGACCAGAAGGGCAGAGAAGAGGAGCGCAAGCGGCAGCGGCAUCACUAUGAGUUUGACAAGUUCAUGCGCCGCAAGGAGGAGACCAAAUGGGGCAAAGGCUACUGUCAUGACCGGGCAAAGAAAGAUGGCCACCACCAUGGCUACUCCUACUGCCUUGAGAUGGGGGAUAAGUCAAGUAAAGAGGACCGAGAUGAGAUGGGGAGCAGGAAGGAACGUAUUCGUAAUAAGUCUGUGUUAGUGCAUCAGGAGAAAAGGACCUCCCAGUCUGAGGGGCCAGACCAGAUAGGAGGGGCUCUGCCAGCCAAGGACCGACCUGCCAUGCAGCUGUACCAGCCAGGAGCCCGUAACCGUAAGCGCAUAGGUUCUGGGAACAAAGGCUUUGACUUCAGCCGACUCUCUCCGGAGCCAAGCACCGAACCCUGCUAUGAGCUGACCAUAGGAACAGGCUCUGAGAAAAGUGGAGAUGAGUGACAGAAAAAGCAUGUUUCAGCUCAAGGCAAGAGGCAGAAUAAUGUGCUCAGAGAAUAAACCUCUCUGAUCAUGUUCUCAAUGUGCUCCAUCUGUGUUUCCACGCACUGUGUCAGCAGUAUAGUCAAACUCUAGAUUGUGUUAUUGUUAAUAAAUUCUACUAUAUGUUUGAGUUUCAUGUCAAAGAACACUGCCUCAUCCACCGGAUUCACAUUUUUUCUAAAUUUUUAGAGCAUACGCACUUAUCACGUUGUUUGUUGACCUCCACUUUAAGAUCAAAUGCCUCAUCAUUUACAGAAGACAGAUUUAUAUGCCUUUUGUAGUGAAUCAUAUAGCUUCCAUUACAUGACAGAGUUUAUGAAUAGUGUAGUACAGAUAGUGUACAGAUUUUACUGUAAAAAUCAUAAGCAGAUAUUGUGAAAUGCAUAUAUGCAUAUAUUUUUAAUAUAUGAAAUGUAUAGGAAUAGGGUAAUAAGAGAAAGUAAUAAAAUAUAUGUGAGUGUAUGCACAUUACUGCGUUUAUCCUGGAUGUAAAAAGCACUUACUUGAUUUAAUAAUUCAGCAUGUAACACUUAAUUUUAGAUAAUAAUACGAUAAUACUAAUGCCUGAUCUUUUAUAUAUUAAUCUAUGAUAUUUGGGCUUUUUGUACUCAUGUAGUACUGCUAAAUUGAGCUAGCUCAUAAUAUUUAUUAUAAUGAAUAAGCAACAUUUCACCUGUUAGCCAAGAAGUACACAUUUUGGCUUUCACUUAAAGCUGUGGAGAAUGACUAGCUUGGAUUUUACUUAGAUCUAUGUAAAAUGUUAUCAGAACAUCAAUCCUGCUUUUUAUAUGGUUGUAUAAUUGAUGGCGAUUGUGUUUUACAUGCCUCAGUGACAUGCCAUUUCUUUGGUAAAGAUUAAUAGGUUCUUUUGCUCUCAAUUGAAAGACCAAGAAAACUAAACCUUUUCACAUAAAUAAUUACAUUACAAUGCAUUUUGAUGGAUUUAUUAAUAUCGUUUGUCUACAAUAAACUUUCACAUUGUCGA
This is a messenger RNA of Ictalurus punctatus (channel catfish), 4427 nucleotides long. RefSeq names its product UPF3A regulator of nonsense mediated mRNA decay (gene upf3a). The coding region runs from base 1955 to 3403 and encodes 482 amino acids. NCBI's taxonomy places the organism in Eukaryota, Metazoa, Chordata, Actinopteri, Siluriformes, Ictaluridae. Gene Ontology annotation, cellular component: nucleolus; cytoplasm. The record is from RefSeq and is a predicted model, not a curated record. The transcript has 12 exons. Gene Ontology annotation, biological process: positive regulation of translation; nuclear-transcribed mRNA catabolic process, nonsense-mediated decay. Gene Ontology annotation, molecular function: telomeric repeat DNA binding.